Messenger RNA from Sinocyclocheilus anshuiensis, 726 nucleotides. Its product is annotated as methyl-CpG-binding domain protein 2-like. Gene Ontology annotation, molecular function: methyl-CpG binding. The record is from RefSeq and is a predicted model, not a curated record. Bases 1 to 726 code for a protein of 241 amino acids. Lineage: Eukaryota; Metazoa; Chordata; Actinopteri; Cypriniformes; Cyprinidae. Gene Ontology annotation, biological process: negative regulation of transcription by RNA polymerase II; DNA methylation-dependent constitutive heterochromatin formation. The transcript is spliced from 6 exons. Gene Ontology annotation, cellular component: nucleus.
AUGAGUAUCAGAUCCACCACGGAGCAUGAUGUUGAUGACGCAGUAAUUGACGUGUUCGGUUUCGGCUCUGAUGAUGUGUUUCUGAGCUCACACCUGUUCAGUUGUGGUUUUGAGCUGGUCUCAUUGUUUUUCUCCAGUCCCACAGGAAAGAAGUUCCGCAGUAAACCUCAGUUAUCCCGCUACCUCGGGAACUCGGUGGAUCUGGGAUGUUUCGACUUCCGCACGGGCAAAAUAAUGCCCAGCAAGAUGCAGAAGAACAAGCAGAGACUGCGCAGCGACAACCUCAACCUGAGCAAGGGGAAGCCGGAUCUGAACACGGCGCUGCCCAUCAGACAAACAGCCUCCAUCUUCAAACAGCCGGUCACUAAAGUGGUCAAUCAUCCCAACAACAAAGUCAAGACAGACCUCCAGAGAGCCACGGAGCAGCCGCGACAGCUGUUCUGGGAGAAGCGUCUGAAGGGCUUGCGCUCGUCGGACGUGUCGGAGGAAGCGCUCAGGACGAUGGAUCUGCCCAGAGGUUUACAGAGUAUGGGGCCGGACUCGACGGACGAGACGCUUCUGUCGGCCAUCGCCAGCGCUCUGCACAUGAGCUCGGCGCCCAUCACGGGUCAGACGUCCUCAGCGGCCGAGAAGAACCCGAGCAUAUGGCUGAACACAUCGCAGCCGCUCUGCAAAGCCUUCACCGUCACAGAUUAUAUGUUUCCUAUCCUGAAAUAUGGCUGGUAG